Adelges cooleyi (spruce gall adelgid) is the source of this 3331-nucleotide messenger RNA. RefSeq names its product sodium-coupled monocarboxylate transporter 1-like. The record is from RefSeq and is a predicted model, not a curated record. Gene Ontology annotation, molecular function: symporter activity. Gene Ontology annotation, cellular component: membrane. The coding region runs from base 498 to 2249 and encodes 583 amino acids. Lineage: Eukaryota; Metazoa; Arthropoda; Insecta; Hemiptera; Adelgidae. Gene Ontology annotation, biological process: sodium ion transport; transmembrane transport. The transcript is spliced from 11 exons.
AAAACAUAAAAAAAUUGGGUAAAGUAUUUUUCACGUUUUUUAGGACGUGGAUCCGAUUUGCGACCUUUGCGUUGGCGUUUAAUCGUAAUAAAUAUACACAUACACAACCGCUGUGUACAACAUUUAGAUGGGAGGUGCCUACAAUAGACCAAUGUACAAUAAUGGAGACAGAUACGGUGCUUCUUUUUCAGAUAACGGCCGAGCAUAACGGUGUUUUUGUAUUAGUUUCGCUCACAGUCGAAACCAAAACGGUCGAGCGUUUUACAUAAUAUCGUCAUAGCUUUUCAGCGUGCACAUUUUUGAGUGUGUUGAUGAGUAGGCUCAGUACCAUACGAUUUAUAUUAUGUUAUAAGCACUUGAAAACCGUCGAGAUUUGGCUGCGCAAGCAAAGUUUUAUCGUCAUUAGCUAUUCGGUAUUUGACCUGCGUAAUAUUAUAUUAGACGACGGUAUAGCUGCUGUUAAAUUCUGCUACAAAGCUGCUUGACGACUACCGGCGAUGGAGUUGAGUUUAGUGGCCGAAUUUUCGGCUUUCGCGUGCAUGAUGAUCCUGUCUGUGCUCAUCGGUCUGUAUUACGGGUUUGUUGAACGCAAACAGAACACGGUCAACGAUUACCUGUUGGGUGGCAAGCACAUGUCAGUCUUUCCAAUCACAAUGUCUCUGAUCGCAAGUCACAUCUCUGGCAUUACAUUACUCGGCAUCCCGUCUGAAGUCUACGUUUACGGCACUCAAUAUCUGAUUGUAGGUUUCAUAUACGUUUUUAUUAUCAUCAUUGUGAUCUAUAUAUAUUUGCCGGUAUUUUAUGACCUCCAGCUGACGUCCGUGUACGAAUACUUGGAAUUGCGGUUCAACAGCACCAUUCGGGGAAUAUGUUCGCUGAUAUAUGCCAUAUCGUUGAUCUUGUACAUACCAGUAGUAAUAUAUGUACCAGCCCUGGCGUUUAAUCAAGUAAGUGGUCUAAACGUGCACGCUAUAACUCCGAUCAUAUGCGUUGUGUGUAUAUUCUAUACAACAGUGGGAGGCUUAAAAGCUGUGGUGUGGACAGAUGCGUUGCAGAGUGUUUUCACGACGGUUUCUGUGAUUGCGGUAAUUGUGUUGGGGUUCAUCAAUAUCGGUGGUUUCGGAAACAUGAUAAAAGCCAACGCCGAUGGAGAUAGAUUAGAACUGUUCAAGAUGGACUUGGACCCGUUUUUGAGAAAUACAUUUUGGACUGUCAGCGUCGGCGCCAUUUUCAGCUCGACGACCGGCUUAGGAAUACAUCCAGGAGCAGUGCAGAGGUUCGUGGCAUUGCCGUCGUACAGCAAGGCCAGAAAGUCGUUGAUAUACUUCAUUUUCGGCAUGGGAGUAGUGAAAAUGUUCACUGGCUUAAUCGGAAUGCAAAUGUAUACCAAGUAUAAAGACUGCGAUCCCGUAAAGGCCAAGUUUAUUCAAAACGACAGAAAUCUGUUGCCGUACUUCGUGAUGGACGUCGCGUCCAAAAUUCCUGGACUCACUGGUCUCUUUAUCUCUGGAAUAGUCAGCGCGGCUCUAAGCACAAUGUCGGCACAACUCAACACGGUCUCCGGCACGAUUUACGAAGACUUUGUUGUAAAAAUAUUGGGCUUUAAAGUAACCCAGUUGACGGCUAGUGUCAUCAUGAAAUCUACUGUGGUCAUUGUCGGUGUUGUUUGCGUGGCUCUAGUGAUAGUAGUUGAAAAACUCAGUGGAAUCCUCCAAAUGGCGAUUAGCUUGAGUGGAGUCACAAAUGGAGCACUGUUGUCGGCAUUCACAUUGGGCUUAUGUUUUCCUUGGGCAAACUCUAGGGGAGUGAUGUGUGGAAUGUUAACUAGUUUAGCAGUAAUGUCUUGGAUCAUUUAUGGCGCUCAGGACGCGAUAAUGAGCAAAAAACUUCAGUUUGUGCAGAAAGAAGUUUCAGUGGCCGGAUGUCCCGCCAAUAUUACUAUUCUCAACAGUACGGAUUAUAUGGGGUUGUACCGUAUGAACGAUGACGUGUACGUGAGUCCGGACGUUCGCAAAAUAUUUACCAUUUCUUACAAUCAUUACAGUACUUUGGGCACGUUAAUCGGCAUAGCCGUAGGGCUGGCGGUCAGUCUGAUAUUCCCGACUGAGCAAGACUACGACCCUAAACUAUUGACUCCUUGCAUACGAAAUUUCGUGUUUCCCAAGUACAUGGCACAGGACAAGAAACCUGCCAUCGGAAAGCCGACCACUGAAGAGUAUGCACUGGUGCCUCAAGACAACAAACUUUGAAACGUCUCCGAAUGUUGUGUAAGAAUAUUAAUCCCAGUGUAAAACUAUUGUUACUUGUACGAUUUUUGGACCGGUAAGUCUGGUCCGCAAUGUACAGCAGAGAGUUAAAACGCAGCUGAAAAAUAAACAGACGCUUCAAAAAUCAAAAAUAUUUUUAUAAACGCUAUAUUUCGUUAGAUAUAAACCGAACAUUUGUUUUUUCUAGAACCUGCCUUUUACCAAAGCAGGAUAUUUUCCGUGAUCAGCUAUAAGAAUAGAUAUAACUCACGUCCGUCUACUUAGUAUUUCUUUAAAUUUAUAUUAUUAGGUUUGACAAAACGUUGUUGAAAUGUUCUUAUAUGUACGUGUCAAACUUACUUUGAUGAGGCAUAGGCACAACUAGACCUACAUUUCAGGGAGUGAUAAAAUUAUGUAAAUCUAACUAAAAAUAAUUCUUAUGUUUAAACCAUUAAAAUCAAAUAUUUGAAAACAAAGAUAUUUUAAAAUAAAAAACAUUGAACAGAGUAUUGUACAUUAUUAAAAUUUGGUGCGUACAAAUCGAGGAUUAGGGUUUGAAUUUAUAGGGGUGCUGAUUUUGAGUCUGGGGAUGCUAAAACAAUUUUAUUACUAUAAAUUAGGUUUAUCGUGUUGAUCAAACGUUCAAAUUGAAAUAAUUAGGAUACGUCUGGGGUACCUAACAGUUCCUUAUAAAAUAUAUUUGUUUUAUCCUAAUAUAAAAUAGUUGUUUUAAAUACCCACAUGUUUAUACACAAUUUUAUUAAGCGCUUACAGUUAUAUUCUUAUUUUUAAGGUGUAAAAACUCUUUUUUUUCUAUAGAGUCAUGUAACGUGUUUUACUAAAAAAAAACCAUACUUGAUAGAUUUUAGUUUUCAUCGUCGAUUUACAUAGACUUAUGUUUCAAGGAACAAAAUAACUAAUAUUUGUUGGCUGUCAAUAACGAUAUCAGAGAAUGGUGUUUUGUUGCUAAAAAUCAAAUAAGAAAUACAUAUUUUACACUGUAAGUUCUUCUAACGUUGUUGUCGGUUUACACACAUUUUUGUGUUUGUCUUAAGUUGUACGCGAUAAAGAUUUGUAUUAUAUGU